AUGGAGGAAUGUGAGAAUGCCUUUCAAGAGCUAAAAAGACAACCUGCGAAACCUCUCGUACUCUCAAAACCUCUAGACGGAGAAGAGUUAGGGAUAUACCUGGCUGUUACAGAGCAUGUUGUAAGUGUCGUACUGAUCAGGGAAGAAAACAAUAUCCAGCAUACGGUCUAUUACAUCAGCAAAAGACUUGUUGAAGCUGAACGACGAUAUCCACUGAUAGAAAAGCUCCCUUACUGCCUAAUCUUAGCAACAAGGAAGCUAAGGCCUUUCUUUCAAGCUCAUCCUAAUCGGGUAUACACUGACCAACCAUUACGCCAAGUAUUACAAAAACCUGAUGCCUCUGGACAAUUACUCAAAUGGGUAGUGGAGUUAGGCCAGUACGAAAUCUUUUUCCAACCCCGAACAACAAUUAAAGGACAGGCUUUAAUAGAUUUUGUAGUUGAGUGUACGGGCAAAGAUGAAAGCAUUUCAAAAAACAAUCUGGAGCCAGUACAAGAACCUCAGCCGAGCAACAAUGAAGACAAACCUACUUGGAAGUUACAUGUAGAUUGGUCAGAAUAUGAAGCCCUCAUUGUCGACAUGAAACUUGCUUGGGAACUACAUGCCGAGCAUAUUGAGAUCUGCAGUGACUCACAGUUAGUAGUAAAUCAUGUAUCUGGGGAGUACAAGGCUCGAGGAGAAAAAAAGAUAGCUUAUUUAAGCAAAAUACAUUACUUGCUUGCCCAAUUCAAGAGCUAUGUCCUCAAGAAAAUUCUAAGAGAUGAAAAUACAACAGCUGACACCUUAGCCCGACUUGCAAGCAGUAACAUAACUGAUAAGGCUAAAUUACUCCCAAUCGAGUUUCUUGAAAAACCUAGUAUCACCUGCUCGGAAGAAAUUAGGAUGAUUGACACAUCUCUGAACUGGAUGACGCCAAUAGCAGCCUACCUCAACACUGAGGAACUCCCAAGUAAUAGAAACGAAGCUCAAAAAAUGAUGAGAAAGGCUGCACGGUACAUCAUCUUAGAUGGAGUCAUGUAUAGAAGGGGAUUCUCUAUGUCGUUACUCAGGUGUGUUACAGAAGAAGAAGCUGCACAACUUUUGUCUGAUGUACUCGAUGGAUUUUGUGGCAACCAUGCAGCCGGGCAAAGUCUAUCAAAGAAAAUUCUAAGGCAAGGAUAUUUCUGGCCGACCAUAAUUGAAGAUUCAAAGGCCUACGUUAAGAAAUGUGACAAAUUCCAAAGAUUUUUGAAGAUACCUUGUGCACUGCCCAAUGAAAUAACUUUGAUGCAAAGUCCUUGGCAUUUUGCUAUUUGGGGAAUUGACCUAAUCGAAAAAUUUCCUAAAGGCAAAGGUGGGGUACAAUAUGCAGUGGUUGCAGUAGACUGUUUCACGAAAUGGACAGAAGCCAAGCCAUUGGCAACAAUCAAAUCCAAGAAAGUGCAAGACUUCAUGGGGAAAAAUAUAAUAUGCAGGUUCAAAAUACCGUACAAGAUAGUCUCAGACAAUGGCAAACAAUUUGAUAGUCAAUCCUUCACUCAUUUCUGUGCAAACCAUGGAAUCAUGAAGAGCCUCUCCGCAGUAGCAUAUCCCUAA
This is a messenger RNA of Cannabis sativa, 1575 nucleotides long. RefSeq lists its product as uncharacterized. Bases 1 to 1575 code for a protein of 524 amino acids. The transcript has 2 exons. The record is from RefSeq and is a predicted model, not a curated record. Gene Ontology annotation, biological process: DNA integration. Gene Ontology annotation, molecular function: RNA-DNA hybrid ribonuclease activity; nucleic acid binding. Lineage: Eukaryota; Viridiplantae; Streptophyta; Magnoliopsida; Rosales; Cannabaceae.